AACACAACCAAAGUUAGCGCGACAUCUGCAGUUCCAGUUAGACGAGCUCGUCACACUAUACAUCCUCAAGACAUGGCCAGGACAAAAAGCGGCAAAACUGGCGGCAAGCGCUCCGCUCUUCAAGACGUUGUAACUCGUGAAUACACCAUCCAUCUUCACAAGCUCGUGCAUGGCCGCUCCUUCAAAAAGCGUGCCCCUUGGGCCGUAAAAUCCGUCGUCGAUUUCGCCCGCAAGUCGAUGGGCACAACCGAUGUUCGCUUGGACCCCAAGCUCAAUCAGGCAUUGUGGGCUCGGGGUGUCAAGAGCGUCCCCCACCGGAUAAGAGUAAAACUUGAGCGCAAGCGUAAUGAUGAGGAGGGCGCAAAGGAGAAGCUUUACACGUAUGCCAGCCAUGUAGUUGUGACCUCGUUCAAGGGCCUCCAAACCGCUGUUGUAGACGCAGAGUAAGGGCUGUCGCCAGAAGGUCCUGUGUAAUCCUUUUUCACAUAUUUCAUGCCGCCAUGCAUCAUCACAUCCAGCACUAUGCUACUCCGUCAAAACUUUCGCGCAUCUUGAUGCUGUCCAUGAAUUUGAGUUUCUCUGAAACAUCUCAAGCUAGUGUUCUUGCCCGCCCAGCCAGGAUCCUGUGUUGGCCUCGAAAAGCACAACCCGAGAUGUACUGGUUUAUCUGAAGCAGAUGGGUGAUUCACAUUGAUCUGUCGUGGAACCACCUUUGUGACAAUGCGAAUAUGAAUAUGAAUAUUUCAUUUGGCCAUCUACGCUCACAGGUAUCUAAGUACCGAUGGGAUAUCCGUAGUCACGUGAUUAAAC
Suillus subalutaceus is the source of this 810-nucleotide messenger RNA. Its product is annotated as 60S ribosomal protein L31. Gene Ontology annotation, molecular function: structural constituent of ribosome. Lineage: Eukaryota; Fungi; Basidiomycota; Agaricomycetes; Boletales; Suillaceae. The coding region runs from base 73 to 447 and encodes 124 amino acids. Gene Ontology annotation, cellular component: ribosome; cytosolic large ribosomal subunit. The transcript is spliced from 5 exons. Gene Ontology annotation, biological process: cytoplasmic translation. The record is from RefSeq and is a predicted model, not a curated record.